Plasmodium coatneyi is the source of this 4236-nucleotide messenger RNA. RefSeq lists its product as uncharacterized. Lineage: Eukaryota; Apicomplexa; Aconoidasida; Haemosporida; Plasmodiidae. Gene Ontology annotation, molecular function: hydrolase activity. The coding region runs from base 1 to 4236 and encodes 1411 amino acids. The record is from RefSeq and is a predicted model, not a curated record. The transcript has 2 exons.
AUGAGAGUAUCCUUCCUUUUAACCAGCGCCCUAAUUCUUCCCCUUUUGUGUAAUGGAGCGCUCGGUAAACUUAUAUCCGACAGUAGAAUAUUCCUGAAGCACAAAGACGCCUACUGCUUAUAUGCCGAAAAUGUUAUUGAAAAUAACAAAUUUGAAGUAGCUUCGGAUGACUGCGAUAAGUUAGCACAUGGAAAUGAGAGACAAAUCACCUGGCUGUCCUCCACGAACGGAAGACUCAGAACGCAAAAUGGACUGUGUCUAAAAACAUACAAAAACUUCCUAACCGUUUCGACUUGCUCCCCAGAUUUGAACGAUAAGUCGGAAAUGUGGAAAAUCGAUUCGGAAAAAAGACUCAGAAAUGAAAAUAACACCUGCGCUCAGCUAGCUGGGAAUAAAUUAUUUGCCUUCACUUGCAAUGACCUAUCCACAAGGGAGUUCGAAAUUAAGGUCUUUUCCGAGGAGGAAGUAAAUUUGAUGAAAGCAAAAUAUGCACACAAAAAGUUACAAAAUGUCAAUGAAGAAAGUUUGCAAAAUUUUCAUUCAAAGUCAGAAGUACUGAUUAAGAGCUACACAGAAGUUGAAGGAAAAAUUAAUAAAUUUUUAAACAUAGAAAAGGAAAUGAUUAAGGAAAAGGAAAAAAUUGCAAACUUAAUGACUGACAUUAAAUCUCUCAUAAACACCUCUUCCUCUUUGGCGAAUUAUGGAACGGGUGCCCUCAUGAAAAUAUAUGACAACAUUGAUAUAAGCAGAAGGAAUAAUUUGCUGAGAGUUCCUCUCGAAAGUUUAGAAGUAAAUGAAGAAAAAUUAAACGAACUGGGAAUUGAAAACGGACAAGUCAAAAUUGUCAUUCAAAGUUUUCUUAACCCUCCAGAUGAUGGGAACUACACAUUUGUUGCGAAAAAUGUGGUAGGAAAGUUGAUUGUUAAGGUAGACAGUAGGGAAAUUAUUUCAAACGCAGAUAUGGCAAAUGAAACAACUGUAAGUAGCUCCCUUGUUCAUUUAGCCAGAAAUAAACUCGUCCCAAUACACAUCGAGGUGUCAUCUGCUGGGGUUGAAACCAACCCACCCAUGCCAUCCUUCUCAUUAUUCUGGUCCUCCAAACAAACACCUGAAGAAGUUAUAAAUUCUCUAUACUUGUACACCACUGUUUAUGAAAAGGUUUGCUACACCCCGUUUCAGAAAAAAAUAGACUGCGCCACAACCUUCGAGAGAGUACCUAGGGAAAAUAGGGAGUCUCAUUUUUUGUGCCCUUCCGACUGCUUAGCAGCAGGGGGUACGCUCAGUAAGGGCACUUCGAAUGGGGAACCCCCCAAUUUGGAUGUAACACAUCCCCCCUGUUACCCACUAACUUCCCCCAUGUGCGCCUCCGCAGUCGAGGCAAAUUUGCUACCACACGAACGAGGCGGCAUCAUAAAGGUAACCAUAAAAGAGAGAACAAACGACAAAGGCACUUCCUCACCCUGUGCACUGAUUCUACCAACCAACAUGGAAGACAAUACAUUUAAAGGAAUCACAGACAUUAAGCUGGUAGACAUGGACGAUUUUUUCCUGAAUUAUGACACGAACAGAAAUCUCUAUGAAGGGUACACAGGAGUUGUGACAGACGAUAAGCAUUCCUUACUGACAAAAACUGAUUUUUCCAAAAGGUACAUCUCAGAUAUUGAAAUAAAUUGUGACAAAAAUUUACCAGACAAUUAUGAAUUCAGUUCUGGGUCCUUCAUCGUGAAACGGAUCCAGCGCUCCAAUUUAACAAAAAGGGAAGAAAGCAUAGUGGUAGAUGCAUUUGCAUUGUUUGAAAAAUACACAAGUGCAGAUAGUACCCCUAUUUAUCUACCCGGGUGGACAAGAAAAACGUGUAACAAUAUUCAGCUGUACAUAAAGUAUAGACAACCGAACGGUAUGAUGAACUACCCAUCUUUAUUACUAACCUGCGAUGAUACAUUUGAACAAAUCCAUUUUAGUAGCGAAAAUCUUGUAGUUGCACGAUGCUUGCCUUACUGUCUCCACAGUGAGAAGUCAGUCCUAGGAUCCUACAUUUACGGACCCCAGUCAGCCAUAUGCAAAUCUGCUAUUCACUCUGGUAUCAUAACAAAUAAAGGAGGGGGACUCAUACAGAUAAGAAAACUGCAAAAUAUUACACAGUCGUUCACUAGCACCAUGACAAUAACGAGGAAUGGCGUUAUUGCUACCAUCGGUGAUCACAAUAGUGAAGAUUCUUACUACUUAACAAAACCUAAUGGAUCCAUUUGUAACUUCCCAAGAACAUCCCACAAUAUUAACGAGUCGCUAAAUUCGGACUCAAGUGAAGAUGCUCUUUUCUCCUUCAUCCAGACGAAGUCAUACCUCAUGGAUGUCCCCCCCGUUGCCCUAGUGCACCAGAAGCACGCCGUUUUGAAGAACCAACUAGUUAACAUGCACAAUUUGUACAACACAGAAAGUUACAAGAGGGGAUUACUAGGUGGUACAAAUGGACCUGAGCGCGAAAUUCAGCCGCUUCAAAGAGGUGACCAUGUUGCUCAUUCACCACCCGUACAACAGAACCCGCAACUGUUGGACUCCUUCAACACAUUCCAGCAAAGCUACGACGCGCAAAAGGGACACCUCCACCAAUUGGCAAAAAAACAAAAAGACAUUUUCUCCAACUUAACAAUAAAAAAUAAACAGAUAAACAAUUUGAAUAAGACCUUGUCCAACUUAAGGAAUGAGCAAAGGAAGUAUGAGACCUUCAUCCGGGAGAACCAAUCAUCCGUGGUGUCCCUGAUAAAACAAUUUGCACUAAUCACAAAUAGAAAAAAAAUUAUCAUAGAAAAGUUGGAGAAGGCACUAGCAGACAUCAAACCAAUAACCGUACAGACAUUUGAAGAAAAAUACAACUCCACAAAUAUAAAUGACAACUACGUCAUCAUGGAUGGUAGGAAUAUAAGCGGGUCAUCAAACUGGGCUGUGGAAAAAUUCACCAAUGGAAACCUCUUUGCGGCUAUCACAAAUGAUAGGUUUAUAAAAUCCGGGGAUGAGAUAUACGCUUCCUACAUCCUCCAGAGACACACUAAGGUGUACAAAGGCUUCAUCUCCUGCGACGUUAAAAUACCAUAUGAAGGAAAUAUAGGAAUCCUCAUCAAGUACAAAGACCAUAAUAAUUACUCCAAUUUUGUAAUAAACAAAAAGGAGUUCUACUUUGUCGAAAUGGCUGAUGGGAAAAGGAGUCCACCAAUUAGGAAAAGGCAAAUAAGAAACUUGCCCUCCCAGCUUGGCGCGUGGGCAACUCUCUUUAUCGAGUUUGGCUAUAAAAAUAUUAGGGCCUACAUAAACGGGAAAUAUGUCAGCGGAUUUGAAACAAAAAAUGAUUCCUAUGGAUACGUAGGAGUUGGGAUGAACAACUGUAAGGAAAAAAUAUUUUUCGAUAAAAUUGUCAUAGGUUCUCUCGAUCAAGCCAAAUACUACAGAGGGGCAAGGAAGUCAAUUACCAUUCGUUCCACGAACGACAUGAUGAAUGAUUUCCACAAAGUGGAGAAAACAAAUCACUCAAAUGAAAAGCCAAUCAGCGAAGAAGCCACAAAUACAGAUAGCCAAAUUACGUGCAAACCAUUCACAGAAAGGUGCAACCUCCCAUUAGACACUAACUGGAUUGUUCCUUUAAACACCUUUUGGAAGAUUCACAAAAAUUUCGCUUUGAACUCAAUUUGGGCAGAUACCAAAAGGGGAGAACAAACUGAACGUGUUUACCCCGAUGGGAAUAAUCAAAUUGGAAAAACCAACACCGACGAGUGUUAUCUUCAUUCCGCGCAGAAACAGAAAGAAGAAGAAAAUCUGCUCAUCCCAUCAAUCAUACUUUUAAAACGUCACAACAUAUGUACCAACAUGAAAGCAUUUUCUCUCGAAACAUCCAUUAACUUAAAACCUUUGACAAAAUCUGGGGUCAUUUUCAGAGUCUUAUCAUCUGAUGAUUUUUUAUCUGUCAUAUUGGACACCACACAAAUGGAUGGUAAAUUGUAUCUCCUCAAAAUUAGUAACGGAAUUCCAUACCAGCUGAACGCACCAACGCAUAUGCCAAUAGCCCCAGAUAUGUGGCACCAUUUAAUGGUGUCCUACAACGGGGAACGAGUGAACGUCACGCUGAAUGACGAACUGGUGGUCAAUUCGAAACUUAACCAGCGCAGCACCGAGUUGGGCAAUGUCGGGUUGAUAACCCUAACCGGGGAGUCUAAGUUUAAAGGCAUCUCCUUCGUUCCACAGUAA